Molecule: messenger RNA, 2649 nt
Organism: Endocarpon pusillum Z07020
Lineage: Eukaryota; Fungi; Ascomycota; Eurotiomycetes; Verrucariales; Verrucariaceae
Exons: 3
Coding region: 1-2649 (882 amino acids)
Source: RefSeq, a predicted model, not a curated record
AUGGCGCCAUUACCAGGGAUGGAAACACUGGCUGCGCGAUUGUCAUCUUUCCAGACUGUAUUGCCAGCACCCAAACGGAGGGGAUCAAACAUUAGAGGCCAGAAAUCAAUAUCAUGGCCUCACCAAAGCCCUUCACCAGAGGAGCUUGCCGAAGCUGGUCUAUACUACAAUCCUUCUGCUUCUAGCCCAGAUAACACAACAUGCUUUUUGUGCGAAAGCCAACUUGCCGGAUGGGAAGAGGACGAUGAGCCCGCAGUGGAACAUUUGAAAUUGGCAAGUCAUUGUGGUUGGGCUAUCAUCAAGAAUGCUGGUCGACAUGGUAAUGAGAUAUCAACGAUGGAAGACCCUACACACGAGAGGUUGUUCGAGGCACGGAAGGCUACCUUUGGCAUUUCCUGGCCUCAUGAGCAUAAGCGUGGUUGGAUGUGUAAAACGGAGAGAAUGGCAGCAGCAGGGUGGCAUUUUGCCCCAACUCUUGAGUGCGAGGACUUUGUGAGCUGUGCUUACUGUAACCUAUCUUUGGAUGGCUGGGAACCAAAGGACUCUCCAUUUGACGAGCAUUACCGUCGUUCCCCGGGCUGCACCUUCUUCAUCUUCGCGGGAACAACUCCACCAAAGACUAAACGGGCUAAAAAAGCAAGGACGUCGAAAGCAUCACGGUUGUCCACACAAUCCAAUACGACAAACGCCUCACAGGCACAAAGCAUUCCCGACUUCAACGACUCCAUUGACGUCAGCAACAUAUCGCAAGAUUCGGUCCUUUCUGCAGUGUCGAUGGCGAGCAAGAAAGGAGCAAAAGGGAAGGGACGGCCCACUCGAGUGAAGAAGGCAGAAUCGAUCGAGGUAGUGAUAGUGAGAAAGGAGACAAAUGAAGGUGAUGUAAGAAACCCCGAUCCCGCGAGCCGGGGCAAGAAGAGGAAAAGUGAAGAAAUCGAUGAGGACCAUCGCAGCGGAAGAGAAAGCACGGUCAAACCAGAGCCUCUUCCGAAAAGGCGAGCGACAAGGGGUCGAAAUAGUGAAACACAACAAAUUGAUUAUCCUAUCCUUGAUGCUUCGGAAAAUGCUCAACAAGAACCCGUUCGUGGUGGCAGGAAGAGAGCAUCAUCCAGAUGCAGGAAGGUGUCAACAGCGUCAGCGGCCACAACAGCAUCUCUGAGAGCCCCUGUUGCCGAUGAUGCAGAGAUAGAGGCUGCACUAGAAGCUGACCUCGACAAACCCAUGCCUGAAUUACCUCCUGCAUCGUCAGAGGCCUCUAUGGAAGGGCCGAAACCAAAAGGUAAAGGGCGGGGAAAGAAGACAAACGCGUCGACUGCCCUUGCCCGUAGCACGAGGCAAGCGACCGCUGAAUUAGACAUCUCGCAGGGUCAGACUAUCAAAGCGGAAGAGCCUGUUCUAGUUUCAGAGGUGGAUACAGAGAGCAAAGCUGAUCUCAAGGGCAAGGGUGGAAAGGCACGCGUCACAAAGAAGACUAUCAACAAAAGGACCACGCCUCCAGGUCGGGACUCGCACGAAUCAACAGCAGCCCUUGCGACAAACGCAGAGUCUCAAUCGAACAGCUCCCUAAUCACCAUUCAAACAACGGCGGAUGAUUCGGGUCAUGAGACCGAUGCGAGUGUCGCUUCACAAAACUCUGUCGCAAGAAAGGGAAGCAGAAGGAAAGGAGCUGCAAAGACCAAGGGCAAGAAAAAAGGCUUGAUGAGCAAAAACAUUGAGGAUAUUGUUCAAACAAAACCAGGAUCUGAGUCAGUGGCUGAGCAGACCUCUACAGCAGAGGCUAACCCGAGCUCGAUCCUUGCUGAGAGGGAUCUGGAUGAAGACCCUGAUGCUGAAGAAGCGACCAAGCAGGACAAGCCCAAGAGAGCUACAAGAGCUACUAAAGGAAAGAAAGCGAAGGCAAAUACCACCGCCAAGGCGAAAACCAAACUUCCACAACUCAGCAUGCCAGGCAUGUUCUCUCCGUUGAUGGGUGAGAUGGAUCCUAGCUUUGAUUCCGUCCUCGCAAAUUCUUCGCCUCCAGUGGCUCCCAUCACAAGAUUUGGUCUCGGGGCCGAUGACCGCAUACCUUCAUCCCUUGCACAAGUGUCUUCGCCGAAGCUACCGGAGCUAGCAGAGGAUGAUACAGCGACGCCUGCCGACACGAAAUCAACAACAGCAGAGAGGCCGACUUCCACGCCGCAAAGGAACAAGAAUACAAACGAAGCCACCCCUUCUCCGUCUCCUCAGUCAUCCGAUGCAGAGAAUCAGCCCCCAAGCUCCAGACCGCCAUCAGCUAGGCCACCUCUAGCUUCUCUGUCGCCAGUGAAAGGAGCAAUCCAGCAUAUCCCACUUGCUCCAGGGACACCGAGACAAGUACCUCUCUCGCCCUCCAAGAUAGGAGGUCUCAAGUCGCGGAUGCCUUGGACAGCGGUGGAUGUUGAGAUGAUCUUUGCGCCAUCUCCGGACAAAGAAAAUCGCAAUAUAUUUGCUGGUAUACAGAAAGCGGAAUUGACGAGUCCGGAAAAGGGGAUGAGCGUAGAAGAAUGGGUCAGAUCACAGGCGAGUGGGGCGGAGGAGAACCUGAAAGCAGAAGCGGAAAGGAUUGUGAGCAUCUUUGAGAGGGAAGGUGGCCGGGCUUUGGGAGUACUGGAAGCUAUAGAUGUUAUGGAAUAG